Molecule: messenger RNA, 614 nt
Organism: Megachile rotundata (alfalfa leafcutting bee)
Lineage: Eukaryota; Metazoa; Arthropoda; Insecta; Hymenoptera; Megachilidae
Source: RefSeq, a predicted model, not a curated record
AAAUCUAUGUGUAAUCUAUGUGAACAAUUAGCAUAAUUAGAUAGGGGCUAGGAUAGACCUCGUUUCACCUCCGCCCCUUCCGCCAAAUUUUUAAAUUACCAAAUUACCAAAUUACCAAAUUACCAAAUUACCAAAUUACCAAAUUUCCAAAUUUUAAAUUUAAACUAAUUACGUGAUUCGAGAGUCGGUAUUCGAAUUCGGUUAAAUCUUUGACGAAAAAGAUCGUACAAGUAACGCGACUGCUUUUGUUUUACGUUUAAACAUAAUUUCAAAAUGAUUUUCAAUUCACAGAACUUUACAUAGAAACAUGAAGGUAAUUAUAUUUAUGAUCAUCGUGGGAUUAUGUGCAGCCAUGCCACAAUACUACAUCCCUGAAGGUUUCGUGUAUCCUCAUCCGGCUAACUUAUUAAAUUCAGCAGUAGAGGACACAUUACCCAAUGAGUUACGAAACGACUUUUACAAAGAUCCAAGAAUUGCUGCUAAACUCGCGAAAGAAUCAUGGAUUACCAACAAAGAGAUGCAGGUAAUUGACCGUGAAUCGGAUAAAAUUCCACGGCAACAAGUAUACAACGUUCUUCACAAUGCAGGAUUUGUACGAAAAUAAAAUUAAAAUA